AUGUCGUCUCGCGAUCGAGCGAGCGCGCACGCCCCCGCGGACUCCGUGUCCAGUCUCCACAGGCUUUCGGGCGAUGCCACGUCGACGGCGAGACCGUUUGAGAUUUCAGAUUUCGUCACCGUGGACGUCAUCGGCGAGGGUAGUUACUCUGACGUUCGCGAGGUGUUUCUGUCGUCGCGACCGAGCGAGCGGUACGCGCUCAAGGUGAUGGAUAAGGCGCACAUCGUCCGAGAGUCCAAGUCUCGAUACGUCGCGACGGAGCGAACGCUGUUGGCGGGACGCCUGCGCGAGUGCGAACACGUCGCGCGGUUAAUGUUUACGUUUCAGGACACGUACUCGCUGUACAUGGGGUUUGAGUUGUGUCCGGGAGGUGAUUUAUUUUGGCAGUUGAAGCGAUCGGAGGAAGGGGUGAUGGAGGAGACGAAGGUGGUGUUUUACGUGUCGGAAGUUUUGGUCGCGGUGCAGGACUGUCACGCUCGAGGCGUUGUGCACAGGGACGUCAAGCCAGAGAACGUGUUAAUCGACGCGAGCGGGCACGUAAAAAUAUGUGAUUUUGGAAGCGCGCUGGAUUUACGUCACGAAGUAACGAGUGCGCUCACGGCUCUCGCGAGCGAGUUGCACAAGAAGAAUAGCAAGCAAAAGGAGAAACGGUGCGCCUCUUUUGUCGGCACAGCCGAGUACGUGGCGCCAGAGAUCCUGGACGGGUGCGAGGAGACGACGACGGCGGUAGACUUGUGGUCGAUAGGAAUAAUGACGUUCCAGCUCUUGACUGGACGCGUGCCGUUCAAAGGAAAGACCGAGUAUCUCACCAUGCAAGAGGUGUUAAAGGGAGCGUACAAGUACCCGUCAUCCGCAAACAUCUCUGAGUCGGCAAAGGAUUUCAUCGACAGCCUCUUGACUCGCGAUCCGAAGAAGCGUCUGGGAUACGAGAAUGAGACUUCGAUUCGUAACCACCCGUUCUUCGCGGCCGUGGACGACUGGUCGGAGCUGAGAUCGCGCGAGGCGCCGCGUGUACUCACCGCCACGGGCGUCGGUUCUGACGCCACCGUCACCGAUAGCGAGUGUGACCAUGAUGAUGGUACCGACACCGACGACGAAUGGCGCGCGCGCGUUAACGCCGCCGCCGCUGCUUUAGACGCGUUGUAG
Messenger RNA from Ostreococcus tauri, 1146 nucleotides. RefSeq names its product Serine/threonine-protein kinase, active site. The record is from RefSeq and is a predicted model, not a curated record. NCBI's taxonomy places the organism in Eukaryota, Viridiplantae, Chlorophyta, Mamiellophyceae, Mamiellales, Bathycoccaceae. Gene Ontology annotation, molecular function: ATP binding; protein serine/threonine kinase activity. The transcript has a single exon. Bases 1 to 1146 code for a protein of 381 amino acids. Gene Ontology annotation, biological process: peptidyl-serine phosphorylation; intracellular signal transduction.